CAACCACUUAGAAGAAUCUAUCUAUCCAUUCUGCACCAGUACUAUAUAUAUAUAUAUAUAUGUAUGUAUGUAUGUCCUCCAAAGUCCCAGACAAUUAAUUAGUUGAUAGGGUUAAUUACUUUCUCUUUAGGAUUAUUUAAUUUCUUUUGGAGAUGGCAGCGAAACAAGUUGUGUGUGCUCUGUUGUGGGUUUUGGCUUUGGUUGCGUCAAUAAUAGAGCAUGCAGGCGGAGCUGUGUCUGAUUUUGUAAAGACUGAUGGCACUAGUUUUGUGGUGAAUGGAGAGCCAUUCUACGCUAAUGGAUUCAAUGCUUACUGGCUUAUGUUGAAAGCUUCGAAGACGUCGGAGAUGGACAAAGUAUCAACUGUUUUCCACCAGGCCUCCUCCUACGGAAUGACCGUCGUCAGAACCUGGGCUUUCAAUGAUGGCGGAUAUCGACCUUUGCAAUCUUCUCCGGGCGUCUACGAUGAGGACAUAUUCAAGGGCUUGGAUUUUGUGAUUUCUGAGGCUAAGAAAUAUGGAAUUCGUUUGAUAUUGAGCUUGGUUGAUAACUUCAAGUCUCUAGGAGGAAAGAGACAGUACGUUGAAUGGGCAAUACAGCAAGGGGAGAACUUGACCUCUUAUGAUGAAUUUUACACAAACUUUCGCGUCAAGACAUUUUACAAAAAUCAUGUCAAGACGAUUCUCCUAAGAAACAACACGAAGACAGGGGUGGUAUAUAAAGAUGAUCCAACAAUCAUGGCGUGGGAGCUGAUCAACGAGGGUCGGUGCAAGAGCGACCUGUCCGGGCGAACCAUGCAGGCUUGGAUUGAAGAGAUGGCCCCGUUUGUCAAAGCCAUUGAUGGUGAGCACUUGUUGGAAGUGGGCUUGGAAGGCUUCUAUGGUGGGCUGGAUCAUGACCAGGAGGCCAUCCAACAUGACUCGUUUGCCUCCUCUCGUAAUGUUGGCACUGAUUUUAUAUCCAACAACCAGGUCCAUGCAAUUGACUUCGCCACUAUUCACCUAUAUCCUUCAUGGAUCCCUCAGGCAGAUGACAAGACCCAGCUUAAAUUUGUGACGGACUGGAUACACUCUCACUCUAAAGUGGCAGAUGAGGUUCUAAGGAAGCCACUUAUGGUCACAGAAUUUGGCAAAAUCAGCAGGUUUGCUGGGUGCAAUGGAGUUGAUAAAGUGGCAUUUUACCGCACAGCUUACAAUGUGUUGUACAAGUUGAUCCGAGCCAAGAGCGCCUGUGCAGGUGGUUUGUUUUGGCAGUUGCUUCUGCCAGGAAUGGAAAAUCUCAGUGAUAGCUACGAGAUCAUACUCUCCGAGUGUUCAUAUAUAGCAAACAUAAUAUCUCAACACUCACGCUUGAUCUCUAGCAUUAUCAACCCCAGCUUGCGGAGGUUAACUGUGACAGACCAGUAGACUAGACACAUAUUUAUGCGUUGCUGACAGGUGUAGCUGCCUGAUUAAAAAGUCAAAAAAAUUCAUGCAUACCGAUUAUAUAGUUAGUUAGCUGUUCGUGUACUUAGUCCCAUAUAUGUAUUGGUAAAUGAAAAGUCAAAAUAUGUAAUCCAUAUGUAAAGAUUCAUUAAUUGGAUUGUUUUUGUACUCAGCGAUUCAUGCACAGAUGAAAAGUCAAAACAAUCUGUGUAUAGCUCGCUAUUCAUUAGUUGUUCAUGUACUCAACCAUAUGCAUGUGUAAAACAUAUGCCAGAGUUCAUUAAUCUUUCAAUUUUUCAACGGUACGAACACUUUGUUAGUUUGUCCA
Molecule: messenger RNA, 1752 nt
Organism: Dioscorea cayenensis subsp. rotundata (Guinea yam)
Lineage: Eukaryota; Viridiplantae; Streptophyta; Magnoliopsida; Dioscoreales; Dioscoreaceae
Product: putative mannan endo-1,4-beta-mannosidase 9
Exons: 4
Coding region: 153-1406 (417 amino acids)
Molecular function (GO): hydrolase activity, hydrolyzing O-glycosyl compounds
Source: RefSeq, a predicted model, not a curated record